AUGAGGUGGGAGAGGCUUCAGCAGCAGGCCGCCCAGUACCAUUCUGGCGGGGGAGUAAUUCCGCAGCUCGGAUUGAAUGUCCCCGGGAAACGGUGGGGCCACACCUGCAAUUCCAUCAGAGGUGGGAGGUUUCUCUACCUUUUCGGUGGCUAUGGCAAUGAGAAUUGCCACACCAACCAAGUUCAUGUGUUCGAUACUGCUACUCAAAGUUGGAGUCGGCCUGCAGUAAAGGGUACACCACCUAUUCCGAGGGACAGCCAUACUUGCACAACUGUUGGAGAUAAUUUAUAUGUAUUUGGCGGUACUGAUGGGAUGAAUCCACUCAGGGAUUUGCAUAUAUUAGAUACUUCAACACACACAUGGAUAUCUCCUACUACAAGAGGCGAUGGACCAGAGGCUCGGGAAGGGCAUAGUGCUGCUCUUGUUGGUAAACGCAUCUUCAUAUUCGGUGGUUGUGGACAGUCUUCAGAAACUAAUAAUGAAGUAUAUUAUGAUGAUCUGUACAUAUUGAAUACAGAGACGUUUAUGUGGAAGCGUGCAACAACUUCAGGCUCCCCACCUUCUGCCCGAGACAGUCAUACUUGCUCAUCAUGGAGAAACUAUGUCAUCGUCAUUGGUGGUGAAGAUGGGCAUGAUUACUAUUUAUCUGAUGUGCACAUGUUGGAUACAGAAACCCUUGUCUGGAAGGAGCUGAGUACUGCAGGUCAGAAGCUGCCACCUCGAGCGGGACAUUCCACCAUUGCUUUUGGCAAGAACCUGUUUGUUUUUGGGGGAUUUGCAGAUUCUCAAAAUCUAUACGAUGACACAUACAUGCUCGAUCUUGAGUCUGGCAUGUGGACAAAGGUAAUGGCUAUAGGUGAUGGACCUUGUGCAAGAUUUUCUGCAGCUGGUGACAGUUUGGAUCCUAUGAAGGGUGGUAUGCUUGUCCUGAUUGGCGGUUGCAAUAAGCAUCUUGAGGCACUGGAUGACAUGUUUUACUUACAUACAGGACUGACAAACAUGCAAGAUGAGCGGCAAGUAGAAAAGUUAUCCUUGCGGAAGCAACUGAAACUAAAAUGCCAUGAACAAAGUCUCAAUCCAGAUAGAUCUCUGGUCGGAGUUGAUCCAACAGCUAGUUUCCACCGUAGCAUACCAACUUAUGAUGUGCAUGGUAGUACCCCUUCUCCUUUUGAGUUACUGUAG
This is a messenger RNA of Linum trigynum, 1182 nucleotides long. The record is from the annotation of a GenBank genome assembly. NCBI's taxonomy places the organism in Eukaryota, Viridiplantae, Streptophyta, Magnoliopsida, Malpighiales, Linaceae.